AUGUUCAAGCUCGCUUUCGUCACGUUUGCCGUAUUCACUGUGUCUGAAGCAAUUUUCUUCGGAUCUUCCGGCGGUGGCGGCGGAUGCGGAUGCGCUCCUCCUCCACCACCACCAUGUGGAUGCGGUGCACCUCCUCCACCACCUCCACCACCACCCCCACCACCAUGUGCAGCUGCUGCUCCACCGAUCGGUGGUGGAUGCGGCGGGGGUGGCUAUGCUGCUCCACCACCUCCACCUCCCGCUUACUCUCCUCCAAUUGCUCCUCCACCAGUUCCUGCUCCGUACGCAGGUCCUCCCCUUGCUUCUCCACCAGUUGGCAACUCAUACGCCGUUGGAAAAUAA
Messenger RNA from Necator americanus (New World hookworm), 342 nucleotides. RefSeq lists its product as uncharacterized. Lineage: Eukaryota; Metazoa; Nematoda; Chromadorea; Rhabditida; Ancylostomatidae. The record is from RefSeq and is a predicted model, not a curated record. The transcript has 2 exons. Bases 1 to 342 code for a protein of 113 amino acids.